CAAGCGAAUAAGAGUAGUCGCAGACGCCAGAAAUCCACAUGUAGUUUAAAAAUAUCAUGAAACUGCGCUUUCAUGCAACAUGUCGGAGUUUAGUCCCGAGCUUAUUGAUUACUUAGAUGGUAAGAUCUCAUUUGAAGAAUUUGAAAAACGAAGGGAGGAGCGGAAAGCACAGGAGAAGGAAAGCAAGAAGGCGACACAGGAGGUUGGUGGUGCUGAAGAUGCAACAGGCGAGGCAGAGGAUGCUUUCCCAAGCACAUCCACUGGCAUUGGUAAAUCAACACGGAAGCCGCGGGCGGGUGACACUGAAGAGGGCAUCAGUCCCUCUGUACACCAGGCCUUCGCCUCCAUGCUAGGAGAAGGGGGUGGCAAUGAGGACGAUGACGACGAUGAUGAUGAUGACGAGGAGGAAGACGAAGAGGAGGAGGAUGGCGGUGACGAUGAAGCCUUUGACUUGAAUAAACACAAGGAUGAUUUGAAGGAAGAGGAGGAAGAAGGGGAGGGCGGUGGUGACGACGAGGUCAUGACUGCAGGGGACGUGUUUGCCCUGGAGAUGGAGCUCAACCGGGAGAAUAAGAAGAUGAUGAGGGAGAAGCGUACCCGCAGCAAGCUGCCCCGGGCCCUGAGGGGGCUCAUGGGAGAGGCCAACAUCCGCUACGCCCGCGGGGACAAGGAGGACGCCAUCCUCAUGUGCAUGGAGAUCAUUCGGCAAGCGCCCCUGGCCUAUGAGCCCUUCUCCACGCUGGCCAUGAUCUACGAGGACCAGGGGGACAUGGAGAAGGCCCUGCAGUUCGGGCUGAUCGCCGCCCACCUCAACCCCAGGGACUGCGAAGAGUGGGUCAAGCUGGCCGACAUGUCCCUGGAGCAGGACAACAUCAAGCAGGCCAUCAUCUGCUACUCCAAAGCGGUGCAGCAUGAGCCCACCAACGUGCGCUUCCUGUGGGAGCGCUCCAGCCUGUACGAGCAGGUGGGCGAGCACAAGCAGGCCAUGGACGGCUACCGCCGCAUCCUCAACCUGCUGCCCCCCCAGGACGGAGAGCACUUCAUGCAGCUCUCACGCGACAUGGCCAAGAGCUACUAUGAGAGCAGUGAGCUGCUGUCUGCCAUUGGGGUCAUGGAGGAGGCCCUGAAGCGCCACCCCGAGCUGGUCACCCACGAGUGUGUCAACAUGGCCGCCGAACUCUACAUCGCCAACCACCAGCACAUGAAGGCACUGCAGGCAUUGGUGAAGUUUUGUGGGAUUGAGCUGAAGAGAGAGGAGACGAAUGCGGACACGGGGGAGCAGGAGGAAGAAAAGGUGGAGAAAGAGGAGGAGGAGGAGGGCCAGGAGAAAGACAAGGACAAGGAGACGGAUGAAAAGGAAGAACCACUGG
This is a messenger RNA of Engraulis encrasicolus (European anchovy), 1370 nucleotides long. RefSeq names its product general transcription factor 3C polypeptide 3-like. The record is from RefSeq and is a predicted model, not a curated record. Gene Ontology annotation, cellular component: transcription factor TFIIIC complex. Gene Ontology annotation, biological process: transcription by RNA polymerase III. Gene Ontology annotation, molecular function: protein binding. Lineage: Eukaryota; Metazoa; Chordata; Actinopteri; Clupeiformes; Engraulidae. The annotation marks the transcript as partial. The transcript is spliced from 8 exons.